CUGAAGUCAAUCACUUCCUCAAUAACGCCUUUCGAUACGCCUUCUAACAAAAUUCCCAGACAAAUACUACAAAACUCAAUUAAAAGAAAACAACAAGAAGUUUCCGAGAUAGAUGAUCCAAACAAUAUAUCAAAUAUAAAUAACUCAAAUAAAUUAAGAAAAUUGAAAAAAGAUUUUGAAUCCGUUGAAUAUAUUAACACAAUUGUAAUCAAUCCCUCAACUUCUUUUGCCAAAAUUAGAUUAUCAACACCAAAGAUUAGACUAUCUUUUUUGAUUAAAUCUCCAACUAAUGGAAACUUAUUAUUUGAAAUUAAAAACGGCAAUGGCACAGAACAAAAACCUACUAGAAUAUCCUCAAGAAUAGCAAGCAUAACCACUAAUAAUGAUAGAAACAGAAAUAACAGCAAUUCUGUGACAAACAAUUCUCCAUCAAAUGGGGUUUCACAUGCCGAAUAUUCAAAACAAUUGUUUGUUGAUUUUAUUCCAAAACUAGUUAACCUUUGUACUGGGAAUGGUAAUGACUUCUGGGCAAUUUCAACCAUAGAUGGAAGUAUUUUGAUUUAUUCUUAUGGUGGUCGUAGAUUGUUCCCCCCAUUAGUACUUGGUUCAACUAUAUCAUUUUUAGAGUCUAAAGGUGAUUAUCUAAUGGCUGUAACCUCAAUUGGUGAAGUUCAUGUUUGGAACAUAAAAGAAAAAAAAUCUGCUUUUAAACCGGCAAAUUUAUACUCGUUGCUAGAUACAACUACUAAACUACAGGAAGAUAUACUUAGUAAGUCUGAAAAUUUAACAAUGGUUUCAAUAACUAAUAAAGGGAUACCAAUUAUAACGCUAACUAAUGGAAAUGGAUAUCUUUACGAUAAAGAAAUGAAUAGUUGGUGCACUAUCAGCGAGCUUUGGUGGGCUUUUGGGUCACAUUAUUGGGAUGCAACAAAUAAUGCAAAUAAUAAUAACACGGAUAGAAAUUCACUAGGGUUCCCAAUGAUACUGAACACCCAAAAUAAACCAACUAUAUUGUCGCUCUUAGAAUCAAAGACAAAUGAAGAAUUGCUUAGAAAGAAUAAAGGAGAUUUAUUCAAAAAAAUUUCAAAAAUUAUGUUGAUGAAACAAGGUUUUGAGAAUUUGGAAAAUUCAAUUUCAUUAUCUCACUUAGAAAAUAAAAUAAUUAUAAGCAAGUUAUUAGAAGAAAAUGAAGAAUUUAAAAAAUUGUUAAUCAAUUACUGUGUCAGAAUAAGUGAAUUAGGUUUAAAACAUCGUUUAAUAGAAAUUUGUUUAGAGCUAUAUGGACCUAAUUUUGAAAUAGACGAAAGCAGCGACUUUAAUGACAGUGACAGUGAAAGUAGUAUUGAUAGCGACUUUGAAGUACGUGAGUUACUAAGAGAAAUUAUAUUAAACUGCAGCAAAAACAGAGAGGUUCAAAGAGUUUUAGUAAGGUUUGCUAAAGUCUUAGAGAUUAUU
Molecule: messenger RNA, 1455 nt
Organism: Ascoidea rubescens DSM 1968
Lineage: Eukaryota; Fungi; Ascomycota; Saccharomycetes; Ascoideales; Ascoideaceae
Gene: HIR2
Product: Hir2p
Exons: 3
Biological process (GO): regulation of DNA-templated transcription; chromatin remodeling; DNA-templated transcription
Cellular component (GO): HIR complex; nucleus
Molecular function (GO): nucleosome binding
Source: RefSeq, a predicted model, not a curated record